Molecule: messenger RNA, 3154 nt
Organism: Xyrichtys novacula (pearly razorfish)
Lineage: Eukaryota; Metazoa; Chordata; Actinopteri; Labriformes; Labridae
Source: the annotation of a GenBank genome assembly
AUUCUGACUUAGCCAACAAAUCAGUAAUGCAUCAGUGGCUGGUCAUUUGAGGCCAAGAUUUUGCUGGCCCUUGGACUUUCUAAAUUUGUUCAUCCCUUACAUACUCACCGCUGGCUUAUUUAUAUCUUAAAGUGGGCAAAUAGCAACAAGAACCUAACUGAGUCAAAGCAAAAUGUUCAGCUGACUCACUGUUUCUUAGAGGUUCAUGCUCAUUUUGACCUAUGUGAAACUCAUAUUUUACCUGAGAUAUCUUACACAUCUAAAUGAAGCUAUACUUAUAUCAACAGUGAGUUUUAAGCUGAAUUGCUUGUCUAAUUAGAUUAUAAUUUGUUAUGUAUCAGGAUCAAUUAAGGCUGGUUAAUUUGGUUUACUGAAACACGUGUCAAAACUCUGCAGAAGCUCACCACAGUAACUCAGUAGCUCGAAGAGAACAAAGUAGGACUCCCAAUGGUCUGAUAUUUCCUUCCUCAGGAAAAGAAAAAGAGUUGCUUGCUGAGAUAAGAUUUUCCACUUCCCAUCGCCGACAGAGUUCAGUAGAGAAUGAUCACACCCUGCAGUCUGUAGUAACUAGCUUCAUUUUCAAGUUCCUCCCAGAGAUUAAUUGUCUCUGUUCAAGGUACGUGCCCUCUCAAAUUCUCAACAUUUUCAGCUCAGUAAAUUACUAAAUGAUGUAUGUUUGGGGUAGAGGGAGGUUGGGAUGCUGAUAAUAAUUGUGGGCUUGUCUAAACAGAGUAUUUGAGCAACAAGCCAGAUCAUACCAUUUUUGGACAUGAUCCUGCAAUCCUGUUGAUCCUGCGGAGUUUAAAGUAUUUAAAUCUGUUGCAGCUAUUCGUGUGCAGACAAGAGGCAGGAAGAGUCUUUCAACAUGUGGGAUACAAGAAAACUGCCUCUGGCUGUGUUCAUCUUCACAGUACUUUCUCAUAAAGUGAGUAUCAUUUCUUUCUGGUAUCAAGUUUUUCUGAAUUCAUAUCUCAGUGUCAAACCCUGCUUCUUUUCCAAGGGGAUGUCAAAGAGCCCAGAACUGGACAUGGCCCCGGACGCUGUCGAUGACCUGUACAACGGAUGCCGUGAGGAGGCAAUGAAGAAGUUCAUAGAGUCAGGCGUGUUAAAACAAGAGCUGGAAAAGAAUGAGGGAUUCAAGACGACAUGGACUGAAAAACGCGAGUGCUCCGGACUAAUCCCAGGAGGAACAAAAGAACACACUACUGCUCUUUCAUUGAUGGGCGACGAGUAUGGCAGCUUCAAAAAGACCUUCAACAAUGCAGUGAAGACGAUGGGCACAAAUGUGAGCACAUAUGAAAACUUUGCCUUCAAGUCCCUUCAUUUCCUACUUAUUGAUUCCAUGAAGCUUGCACAAAAACUGAAUGAAAAGCAGUGCCUAACUGUGUAUUAUCUCUCAGAGGUUGAACUCACAGCAAAAGAAGGCUCAAAGAUCAGAUUUGGAGGGUUCACUGUAGCCUCUAAUAGCUAUGGAGAUCUAAAGACAUUGGAGGACUGGCAUGAACGAACCAUUUUUAAUAUCACUACAUGCUUGUAUUUCAACCUGGAAAACAUUUGCAGUGAUGAUAAAUAUAUGGUACUCUUAUCUCCAGCUGAAGUGUACACUGUCAAGUCUGUGAAAAAAGUCACAGAAGAUGAUCCUGUAUAUACUGAGAUUGUUUUGGAACAACCAGAGAUGGGCAACCAACACAACUGCUACAUCUUCUCACGGUAAGACUCGACUUUCUUUGAUAAGGAUGUAAUUUUUAGUUUAAUCUAUCUAAUAAUAAGGAAAUACAAGUGAGUUUGAGUCAGGAUGCUUACUCUAUUAGUAAAAUUUGCACUGCUGCAUACAGAACUUGUCUCGUAUUUGCAGCUCAGCAACUCAAAGUUACAUCUGAGAGGUCAUCUGACAUGUUUUGAAGACCUCUGAGACUAUGUCUGACUGUUGCAAUCAUAAAGUAAUAUUAAUGGGCAAUCCCUCUUAGUUAACUGGUUGUCACCGUAGGAAGCUGUCAAUAAAAGGACCUCAUGAGCCUAGAAAAAAUUCCUACUUAAUGUUUAAUUUUAUUAUUAACAAAAGGAAAAUUGUGCUGUUAUGAUGAGGACUUGAAACUGGCAAGUUGGACCAUAAAAGUUAUAAGUUAACAGAAGUAAUAAAUCAACAGGGCCUUUUUUUUCAACUGGUCACCUGACUCUUUUGGAACUUCGUCUAUAGAAUUAACAGGAGUCUGAUUGUGCUGUAAGUACUUCUCCUGAUAGUACAUGCACAUCAACCACCUAAACAUGAUGGAAGAGCAGCCCUGUUAACUGUCUGAGAGGUAAACUAUAUAAGAGUUAUUGAAAGGGACUUUGCUGAUCACUGAUUGGUGCUCCUAAGCAGAUGACAUAUCUUAAAGUUAAGCUCCGCCCACAUAAAAAAAGAGAGUGAGUGGGGUACAGAAAAAAACACAGAGGGAUACAUUAGCAUAUACCGUUUAAAUAACCAAUGAUUUUGAAGCUAAGGUGUGUGUGUGUGUGUGUGUGUGUGUGUGUGUGUGUGUGUGUGUGUGUGUGUGUGUGUGUGUUAGCAGAUUUUAUAUUUCAGGGUAUAAAAACAUACUGAUGCUACAAUGUCUCUCACCAUUUCUCUCCUCCCCUCUCUGUCCAUCAAUCCAGGUCCCCAGCUGAUGUUUCUACACUGUGGCUGGUGUUGCUGCUGGCUGUUUUACCUCCUCUUUUAUAGCCGCCUCAGAGAAAUGAAGGAAAAAUAUAGGGAUUUCAGGCUGAUCUGAAACACUGCAAAACAAUACUGUUUUGUCUGUAAGAACAAACAGUAAACAAUACGCUCUCUCUGAUUUCUAUGGUUAAAGGCGCUGCAUGCUUGUAGUCUGCUGUAAAAUUAGUCGUAUCACUGUUUGAUAUUUCAUCAAUCAUGAGGUUUUUUUUAGGUUUAACAACAAAAACAUUAUCCAUGAUGAAUGCCUAUUUCUAUUUUUUAUGUUUACUUUUUUACAUUUUAUGUUCUAGUUGCAGCUUACAUGAGUAUAAUGGCAGCAAAUGAGUGAAGAGGUAUAGCAAAUGAAUGAAGUAGUCAGCACUGUAGCUACAGAAAUAUGUCAAUUUCUGCUGAUAUUUACAGCUUUUACAUAUGCCUAUGAGGUGAGCUGUAAAUGAUUAAACUGCUUGAACUAUA